AUGAUUAUCUCAUGUUUAUUUCUUUGUCUUUUACACUCAGCAUUUUCACAGAUCACCUGUGUCGCCAAUGGUAACAAUUGGGCAGACGGAUUUAAUAAUUCAAAAUGUUCAACAAGUUCUACGCCGACUUCCAUUUAUUUAUUUCCAUACGAUUUUAAGUUCGAACAGCAACUCACUUUUUAUAUAAUUAAUGUCGCUAAUACAUUGACCUUUUCUUCUUCUGGCAGUUUUAAAAUGGUAGUCAGAUAUUUUGAGAUAUCCAAAAAUUGUAUAUUGACUACAGAAAAUACAUUUCUCACUCAAAUUGCACUGAACAUAUCCAAUAAUGCACGUUUAAAUAUCAAUGCAAAUUUUUACUUUGCAAAUGACAUCAACAUUGAAAAUCCACAAUUAAACCUUCCGAGAAUAGUCGUCUGGAACAGCUCAAGUAUUCAACUUUUUAAAACUGUUACUAGUUUCUUUCCAAUUAAUAUAGUUAACCCAACAACCAAUAACAAGUGUUUUGAUGUGUUUUCAAUCCGAAAUUCUGAAGUUUUAAAUAGUGGAGAGUAUAAAUUUGGUUCAUAUAAUUCCACUGAUUUUCCACUAACUCUAAAUAGCGGGUCUUUAUACCUUUUAUCUAACAAAAAGUUACACAGAUUUUGUCCAAAGUAUGUUACUUUAGAUAAAAAUGUAGUUUGUAAAUUAAUAAGUUCUAGUUACAAAACAGAGUAUAUUGUAAACCAAACAGAAAAAUAUCCAUUUGAAUAUCCACAUUGUCCUUGUGAAUCAAAUGAUGGUACUAUUUGCACUUUAAAAUUGAUAUCAACACUUUCUAAAUUCGAUUUUAAAAAAUCAAUGAUGAUGAACACAAGUGUCGUCGUAGAACAUAACACUGAUAUUAUAAAUGUCAAUUCAGUGAAGGAAUUUGUUAUUUCUGAUAAUGUAAAAAGCACUAUAACCGGAUUUUUGACAUUUUCACGUUACUCGUUUUCUUUUGGAACUGCAAGGUUUACAGCUUUAACUGCUUUCAUUGACACAAUCGACUUUUUCACAAAUUCGUCGUCAAAUUUGUUCCUUUGCAAACACAAUUCAAGUUACAUUUUAAGUUUCAACAAUAGUGUAAAGCAACUUAAAGUCGAUUUUAAUGGUACUAUUUCGAAUUUCACAUUUUCUGGAAAUUCAUUUUUUGAAAUUGGUAAAAAUGUCGAGCAAAUUAAUACAAUUUCCGUGAUAAAUUCUUAUACUGAAAGUUUCUUUCAUGUUACAAACACAAAAAUUUUAUAUUCAGAUAUGGCGAAUUGUAUUUUAUUUUCUGUUAAUAAGACUCGGCGGGUUUGUAUUGAAUGUGAUAGCAAUUAUUAUUUAAUAAAUAACACAUGUCAAUAUAUAACUCCAGACUGUGAUAUAUUUAAUUUAAAAAACAAAUGCGUGUUAUGCAAAAGUGGAUUUUUAUUAUCAGAAAAUGGCGAAUGUCUCACAUCAACUACUUCGUGUAUAGUAGGUUCAUAUAAUAACUGUAUUAUGUGUAAAAGUGGUUAUAUAAAUCAAAGAGGAACUUGCAUUAAAAAUGACAAUUGUAGCAUAUCCGAUGGAAAUUUGUGUUUAAAAUGUUCGAAUGGAGUAAUAAGAGGAAGUUGUGAUGUAAAAUGUGGAAAUGAAAAUUGUGAGUUGUGUGACACUUUAACAGAACAAGAUCAAAAUUCAAAUAAUUUUUUUAACAAUGAAAAAUGUGUAUUAUGUGAAUAUAAUCACUUUUUUAAUAAAACGACUUUUUCAUGUGAAACUGUUGAGUACAACAUUCAAAUUGGUCUUUCUUAUGUUAUUCAAAAUUCGAUAAUUUCGUGUGAUGAUUCAUAUUAUCUUGAAGCACAAAAUUGUAUUAAUUGCUCUUUAAAAUAUUCAAAUUCAAAAGUUUGUAACAAAAAUUAUAUUUUAGAGUGUCGAGACAAUUAUUAUAUAGAAGAAAAUGAUUUAUGUGUUUCUACUGAAUGUAUUAAUAACAAUCAAGUAAUUGAUUUAAAUGGUAAAUGUGUAACAAAAAUUGAUAAUUGUUUAUAUCAUUUGAAUGGCAAAUGUGUCGAAUGUGAUAAUGGGUAUUACAUAGUUACUUAUUUUGAUGAUAUAAAUAAGACAUUAAUAACUUAUUGUUCCUUAUUAAAUAUGACAAACACUGUAUAUCAAAAUUGUUUAUUAAAUAAUCCCUUUGGGUGUAUCAAGUGUAAAGACACAUAUUAUCUAUCAAACGGACAAUGUCACAAAUGUGGAGAAGAAUGUGACAAUUGUGCUAUAACCAACUCCACGUGUAUAACAUGUAAAAAGGAUUUUUAUUUAUCUAAAAAUCACAAAUGUAUAUCAAAUAAAGAAUUGAUGGAUAAAUGUGUGAAGUUUCUUGAGGCAUCUUCUGGGUGUUCGCAGUGCAAAGAUGGGUAUUAUCGAAUUGGACUUGAGUGUGAAUUAUGCCCAUUAAAAUGUGAUACGUGUAUCUCUGAAACAACAUGUGUCACAUGCAAUACCUCUUAUUACAAAACAUCAACGGGUGAUUGUAUGUCAAAAAGUAAUAUCGAUCAUUGCAAUGUGCCAAUCACACAAAAAGGCUGUUCAGAGUGUGAAGAUGGCUAUUAUAUCAUAAACACAAAUGAGUGUGCACAAUGUUCUUCAAAUUGUUCUAAGUGCUCUUCAUAUAAUAUCUGCAUAUCUUGUGAUUCGGACAAAAUUCUUUCAAAUGGCAAAUGUCUUCAACUCUCUUUAAUAUCAAAAUGUUUAAAAAUUGAUAAUUCAAAAUGUGAGAAAUGUGAAUUUUGGCAUAGUCCAAGUGCAACUGGCAUGUUCUGUGAGAGUAAAGCGGCGUGGUGGGUGAUUUUUAUAAUAAUCGUUAUUAUUAUAAUUUUCAUCCUUGCGAUAUUUAUAGUGGCUGUUUUUAUAAUAAAAUGUGUGAUUUUUAAAUUGAAAGAAAAUGAAAUAAAUGCGGAGACGUGCAUGUUUGAAAUGAAAAGGUCUAAUAUACAAUUUGUCACAUUAGGAAAUGACACUGUUGUGAAUAAAAAGGAAAUAAUUUUCAACGAAGGAGAAGACGUGGAUGUGGAUAAGAAAACACGCGAACUCUUUUGUGUUGGUAACACUUCAAAACACAACAUGAAAGUGCAACUCACAACUAAAAGUGAAAAUGAGAAAAUUACAAUUGACAUUGAACCAAAGUUUAUAAUUUUGAAAUCACAAUUUGCAUGUGAAUUUGAAAUUUUUGUCACAUUAAAAUGCACCACAAAAAUCUCCGAAAAUUUGGUGGUAGUGGCAAAUUCUUUUAUUGGAGACAAACAAAUUGUGAAAGAGAUAAAGUAUUAUGUCUCUUCCAAAUUAUCUUCUAAACUUGAUUAUGACGAGUUGAUAGAAGAGAAGAAACUUGGCGAAGGAUCAUUUGGUGUUGUAUAUAAAGGUACAUUCAGAGGGAAUACGGUUGCAAUUAAAAAGAUGAAAGAAGUUUCAUUAAACUUAAGAAGUCGAAUGGUUGAGUUUGAAAAAGAGGUGAAUAUGUUAGACAAAUUUAGAAGUGAGUAUAUAGUACAUUUCUACGGCGCCGUGUUUAUACCAAAUCACAUUUGUAUGGUCACCGAAUUUGCAGAAUAUGGAUCUUUACAGGACUUGAUCAAACACAAGAAGAGUGAUGAAAUAUCAAACAAAAUACGUGUCAAAAUGCUGUUGGAUGCAGGAAAAGGAAUAUUGUAUUUGCAUGAGAACGGGAUAUUACACAGAGAUAUCAAACCAGACAACAUACUCGUCUUUUCAUUGGAAUUGAAUCAACAAGUUAAUGCUAAGUUGACCGAUUUUGGAUCAAGUAGAAAUAUCAACAUGAUGAUGACAAACAUGACAUUCACAAAAGGUAUCGGAACUCCAGUGUACAUGGCUCCUGAGGUUCUUAAGAAGGAGCAUUACAAGAAACCGGCAGAUGUCUACUCUUUUGCUAUAACUAUGUACGAGACAUUCAUUUGGGGAGAUGCUUUUCCUCAAAAUGAAUACAAAUAUCCGUGGAAAAUAGCAGAUGAAAUAGUAUCUGGAAAUCGACCGCAUUACAUAUGUACAGUCGAACAAAAAUAUCGAAAUGUAAUUGAAAAGAGUUGGACACAGAAUUCAAUGGAGAGAAUAUCAAUAGAAGGAAUAAUUACUCUUCUUAAAGAAUUAUAUUGA
Entamoeba invadens IP1 is the source of this 4161-nucleotide messenger RNA. Its product is annotated as protein serine/threonine kinase, putative. NCBI's taxonomy places the organism in Eukaryota, Evosea, Mastigamoebida, Endamoebidae. The record is from RefSeq and is a predicted model, not a curated record. The coding region runs from base 1 to 4161 and encodes 1386 amino acids. Gene Ontology annotation, biological process: protein phosphorylation. The transcript has a single exon. Gene Ontology annotation, molecular function: protein kinase activity; ATP binding.